This is a messenger RNA of Entrophospora candida, 291 nucleotides long. NCBI's taxonomy places the organism in Eukaryota, Fungi, Glomeromycota, Glomeromycetes, Entrophosporales, Entrophosporaceae. The record is from the annotation of a GenBank genome assembly.
AUGACGACUCUUUCCACAACUGCAAAAUUAUCUAGUGGCAAAAUCAUUACUAUUUACGUACCUGAUCUUAAAAAUGCACAAUUACUUCUUGAAAAUAACACAAAUUCAGGGCUACCAGGUCCUCAAUUACUUUUCUAUCUUGCCUUGUUAAAUGAGUUCACACAACAAAUUCCUGAUUUUAAGAUUAGUAAUGCAGAAUUGGCAAAAGUUUUUACUAAUUCUUGGAGGAAUUCCAGCAUUGAAUACACAAACGAAUUUAUUAUCCUAGCAGAUAAACUUGGACUUAGCUAA